Messenger RNA from Papilio xuthus (Asian swallowtail), 1080 nucleotides. RefSeq names its product trafficking protein particle complex subunit 4-like protein Trs23 (gene Trs23). Gene Ontology annotation, biological process: endoplasmic reticulum to Golgi vesicle-mediated transport. Lineage: Eukaryota; Metazoa; Arthropoda; Insecta; Lepidoptera; Papilionidae. The record is from RefSeq and is a predicted model, not a curated record. Gene Ontology annotation, cellular component: TRAPP complex. The coding region runs from base 90 to 743 and encodes 217 amino acids. The transcript has 4 exons.
GUCAAGUUCAACAUUUCUUUAAAAGUGUUUACAAUUUGUGUUGACGAUAAAUGGAUUUAAAUAGGACUUAAAAGAAGCAAAACACGAAAAUGGUUAUAUAUGGUGUUUAUAUAGUGAGCAAAUCUGGCGGUUUGAUUUAUAACUAUGAUCACAACAUACCGAAAGUAGAAACGGAAAAAACAUUCGGCUAUCCGCUGGAUAUAAAACUACAGUAUGAGAAUAAGAAAAUCGUCGUUGUUUUCGGCCAAAGAGAUGGAAUAAAUGUUGGACACAUGCUGCUGUCUGUGAAUGGAUCACCGGUGGCCGGCCGCACCACCGAAGAUGGCAGAGAUGUCUUUGAUCUCAUUGAAGCUAAGGAGAAUUACCCUCUAAGUUUGAAGUUUGGUCGCGCUAGAGCCACAACAAAUGAGAAGAUAGUGCUGGCUAGCAUGUUCUAUCCGCUGUUUGCAUUGGCCAGCCAGCUCAGCCCCGUACCCAAGUCCUCCGGCAUCGAGCUCCUCAAUGCCGAUACAUUCAAGCUGGCCUGCUUCCAGACAUUGACAGGUGUGAAGUUCAUUGUGGUGACGGAGCCGAGCAUGGCGGGCGCGGAGGCGGUGCUGAAGCGCAUCUAUGAGCUGUACUCAGACUAUGCACUUAAAAACCCUUUCUACUCCCUUGAGAUGCCCAUCCGCUGUGAACUGUUUGACACCUCCCUGCAUACCCUGCUCGAGCUGGUGGAGAAGUCAGGAACGGCCAACUUAUAGUGAAAUGGGCAGACCUGGACAGAUUUGAGUUAUUCCGCUGCGAAUAAGCCACAAUUCCUCAUACACUUUAUAGACUCCACAUGUGAUGUGAUAAAUGUGAGAAGAGGUCUCAGUUUCAGUAUAACAAUAAUAGUUAAAAUGUGUCUUGUGGUCACACAUUCCCUGAGGACUUACCUCAUGUAGAAAAGUUUAAAAAAUCAGUCUCAUUGAAGUUGUUGUAAACAUAGUUCAUCUAUACUAAUAUUAUAAAGAGAAAAGAUAAGAUUGUUUAUGUUGAAUGAGCUCCACAACAAGUGCACUCAUUGGCUGCAUGAAGAUGUUCCCUAAAACAUAUAUA